This is a messenger RNA of Rattus norvegicus (Norway rat), 13665 nucleotides long. Lineage: Eukaryota; Metazoa; Chordata; Mammalia; Rodentia; Muridae. The record is from RefSeq and is a predicted model, not a curated record.
CCCGUGCUGGGUUCUGCGGUAGGACUCCCCGGAGCCACCAUCAUGGUGAAGAGGAAGAGCUCCGAGGGCCAGGAGCAGGACGGCGGCCGCGGCAUCCCUCUGCCUAUCCAGACCUUCCUGUGGCGGCAAACCAGUGCAUUUUUGAGGCCUAAACUGGGGAAGCAAUAUGAAGCCUCUUGUGUGUCCUUUGAGCGAGUGUUGGUGGAAAACAAACUUCAUGGCCUGUCCCCGGCCCUCUCUGAAGCCAUCCAGAGCAUUUCCAGAUGGGAGCUAGUGCAGGCUGCCCUCCCUCAUGUUCUCCACUGCACUGCAACCCUGCUAUCAAACAGGAACAAACUAGGCCACCAGGAUAAGCUGGGUGUUGCUGAGACCAAACUCCUUCAUACCCUGCACUGGAUGCUUCUGGAGGCCCCACAGGACUGCAACAAUGACCAGUUUGGGGGUACAGACCGAGGCUCCAGCUGGGCUGGCAGCAGUAGCGCCUUCAUCCAUCAGAUUGAAAACCAGGGCUCUCCUGGGCAGCCUUGCCGAAGCAGCUCCCAUGAUGAGGAAGAAAACAACAGAAGGAAGAUCUUCCAGAACUCCAUGGCUACUGUGGAGCUCUUUGUGUUUCUGUUUGCUCCUCUGGUGCACAGGAUAAAGGAAUCCGAUCUCACCUUCCGCCUGGCCAGUGGGUUGGUUAUAUGGCAGCCCAUGUGGGAACACAGACAGCCUGAAGUCUCCGGCUUUACUGCCCUGGUAAAGCCCAUAAGGAGCAUCAUUACAGCCAAAAGGAGCUCUCCAAUCAACAGUCAGAGUCAGACCUGCGAAUCACCAAAUCAAGACACAAGGCAGCAAGGAGAGGGACUCGAGGUGGUCAGUGAAGCACUGCAGGCGGAUUCCAUCUCACCUAAGGCCACCAUCUCUGUCUGCCGUCAGGGAAAUUCCUUCGAUGGAAGCCUGUCCUCCCAAACCUCCCAGGAAAGAGGCCCAUCACAUUCAAGGGCCUCUCUUGUGAUACCACCGUGCCAGAGGUCACGCUAUGCCACCUACUUCGAUGUUGCCGUUCUCCGCUGUCUUCUCCAGCCCCACUGGUCUGAGGAAGGCACUCAGUGGUCCCUGAUGUACUAUCUACAAAGGCUUCGACACAUGCUGGAAGAGAAACCAGAAAAGGCCCCAGAUCCAGAUAUUCCUCUCCUGCCUAGGCCCAGAAGUAGCUCAAUGGUGGCAGCAGCUCCCUCGCUAGUGAACACCCACAAGACUCAAGAUCUCACCAUGAAGUGUAAUGAAGAAGAAAAAUCUCUGAGCCCCGAGGCUUUUUCCAAAGUCUCCUUGACCAAUCUCCGAAGAUCUGCAGUCCCAGAUCUGUCUUCAGACCUGGGCAUGAACAUUUUUAAGAAGUUCAAAAGUCGCAAAGAAGACCGAGAGAGGAAAGGCUCCAUUCCAUUCCACCACACGGGGAAGAGGAGACCUAGACGAAUGGGUGUACCAUUCCUGCUGCAUGAGGACCACCUAGAUGUCUCACCUACCCGCAGCACAUUCUCAUUUGGCAGUUUCUCUGGGCUUGGAGAAGAUAGGAGAGGCAUUGAAAAAGGAGGCUGGCAAACCACUAUCUUAGGGAAGCUGACCCGGCGGGGCAGCUCAGACGCAGCCACUGAGAUGGAAAGCCUGAGCGCCAGGCACUCCCACUCCCACCACACCCUGGUGAGCGAGCUGCCAGACCACUCCAACAGCCACGGAGAGAACACUGUCAAGGAAGUGCGAUCUCAGAUCUCCACCAUCACAGUUGCGACCUUCAACACCACGCUAGCGUCGUUCAAUGUAGGCUAUGCGGACUUCUUCAGUGAACACAUGAGGAAGCUCUGCAGCCAGGUGCCUAUCCCAGAGAUGCCACACGAACCCCUGGCAUGUGCCAACCUGCCCCGAAGCCUCACAGACUCCUGCAUAAACUACAGCUACCUGGAGGACACAGAACAUAUCGAUGGCACCAACAACUUUGUCCACAAGAACGGCAUGCUGGAUCUUUCUGUGGUUCUGAAGGCCGUUUAUCUCGUUCUUAACCAUGACAUCAGCUCUCGAAUCUGUGAUGUGGCACUGAACAUUGUGGAAUGCUUGCUCCAACUCGGUGUAGUUCCCUGUGUAGAAAAAAACAGGAAGAAGAGCGAAAAUAAGGAAAAUGAGUCUGUGGAAAAGAGACCGAGUGAGGGGGCCUUCCAGUUCAAAGGCAUGUCUUCAAGUUCCACCAGCGGGUUUGGGGCCCCUUCUGCUGGUGGAGCUGGAGAUGGUGGAGGAGAAGAAGGAGGAGGUGGAGAUGGAGGAGGAGGAGGCAGCGGUGGAGGAGGAGAUGGAGGAGGAGGAGGAGGAGGAGGAGGAGGCGGUGGAGGUGGCCCUUAUGAGAAGAAUGAGAAGAACCAAGAAAAGGAUGAAAAUAUCCCUGUAAGCAACCAUAGGCUCGCUCUCACUAUGCUCAUCAAAAUAGUCAAGUCGUUGGGAUGCGCCUAUGGUUGCGGAGAAGGACAUCGAGGGCUCUCUGGAGAUCGUCUGAGACACCAGGUAUUCCGAGAGAAUGCCCAGAACUGCCUUACUAAGCUAUACAAGCUAGAUAAGAUACAGUUCCGACAAACCAUGAGGGACUAUGUGAACAAGGACUCGCUCAAUAAUGUAGUGGACUUCUUGCAUGCUUUGCUAGGAUUUUGUAUGGAGCCGGUCACUGACAACAAAGCUGGGUUUGGAAAUAACUUCACCACAGUGGACAACAAAUCCACAGCCCAAAACGUGGAAGGUAUUAUUGUCGGUGCCAUGUUUAAGUCUCUCAUCACACGCUGUGCCUCAACCACACACGAACUCCACAGCCCUGAGAAUCUGGGACUAUACUGUGACAUCCGCCAGCUGGUCCAGUUUAUCAAAGAAGCUCAUGGGAAUGUCUUCAGGAGAGUGGCUCUUAGUGCUCUGCUUGACAGCGCUGAAAAGUUAGCACCAGGGAAAAAGGUGGAGGAGAACGGACAGGAGUCUAAGCCUGCGGGUGGUAAAAGGUCAGAGGCAGGAAGCAUUGCAGAUAAAGGCCAGGUAUCAGCACCUGAGGAAUGUCGCAGCUUCAUGUCCGGUCGCCCCUCACAGACCCCAGAACAUGAUGAACCAAUGCAAGGGGGCAACCUGGGGCGGAAAGAUUUCUGGCGCAAGAUGUUCAAAUCCCAAAGUGCAGCAAGCGACACCAGCAGCCAGUCUGAGCAAGACACCUCGGAGUGUACCACAGCCCACUCAGGGAACACCUCCGACCGGCGUGCUCGCUCACGAUCUCGCAGAAUCUCCCUGCGAAAGAAGUUGAAACUCCCCAUAGGUAAAAGAAAUUGGCUGAAGCGGUCCUCCCUCUCUGGCCUGGCCGAUGGUGUAGAGGACCUCCUGGACAUUAGCUCUGUGGAUCGCCUGUCUUUCAUCAGGCAAAGCUCCAAGGUCAAGUUCACCAGCGCUGUCAAACUCUCUGAAGGUGGACCAGGGAGUGGGAUGGAGAAUGGACGAGAAGAGGAGGAGAAUUUCUUCAAGCGUCUUGGCUGCCACAGUUUCGACGACCACCUUUCUCCCAACCAAGAUGGUGGAAAAAGUAAAAACGUGGUGAAUCUGGGAGCGAUCCGACAAGGCAUGAAACGUUUCCAGUUCCUGCUGAACUGCUGCGAGCCGGGGACGAUUCCUGACGCAUCCGUCUUAGCUGCUGCCUUGGACCUGGAAGCUCCUGUGGUGGCCAGAGCAGCUCUGUUCCUCGAAUGCGCCCGUUUUGUCCACCGGUGCAACCGAGGCAACUGGCCCGAGUGGAUGAAAGGGCAUCACGUGAACAUUACCAAGAAAGGCCUUUCCCGGGGCAGGUCUCCCAUCGUGGGCAACAAGCGGAAUCAGAAGCUUCAGUGGAACGCAGCCAAGCUCUUCUACCAGUGGGGAGAUGCAAUUGGCAUCCGAUUAAACGAGCUGUGUCAUGGAGAGAGCGAGAGUCCUGCUAACCUACUCGGCCUUAUCUAUGAUGAAGAGACCAAGAGAAGACUACGGAAGGAGGAUGAGGAGGAAGACUUUUUAGAUGACAGUAAGGAGACUCCCUUUACUACAAGAGCCCCUGCUUGUACUGUGAACCCCUCAAAAUGUGGCUGUCCCUUUGCCUUGAAGAUGGCAGCAUGCCAACUUCUCCUGGAGAUAACCACCUUCCUGAGGGAGACUUUUUCUUGCCUGCCUAGACCUCGCACUGAGCCCCUCGUGGACUUGGAGAGCUGCAGGCUUCGUCUGGAUCCUGAGUUGGACAGGCACAGAUAUGAGAGGAAGAUCAGCUUCGCAGGAGUUCUAGAUGAAAAUGAAGACUCAAAAGACUCUCUGCACAGCAGCAGCCACACCAUCAAAUCAGACGCAGGUGCUGAAGAGAAGAAAGUUCCCAGCAGGAAGAUCAGGAUAGGAGGUUCUCGACUGCUCCAGAUUAAAGGAACCCGCAGUUUCCAGGUGAAGAAGGGGGGUUCCUUGUCCAGCAUUCGCCGAGUCGGCAGCUUAAAGAGCAGCAAGUUAUCACGGCAGGACUCAGAGUCUGAGGCUGAGGAGCUGCAGCUGUCCCAGAGCAGGGACACUGUCACUGACCUAGAAGGGAGUCCUUGGAGUGCAAGCGAACCCAGCAUUGAACCUGAGGGAAUGAGCAAUGCUGGCACAGAGGAAAAUUACCACAGAAACAUGUCAUGGCUUCAUGUCAUGAUCUUACUAUGCAAUCAACAAAGUUUCAUUUGCACACAUGUGGACUAUUGUCAUCCACACUGCUACCUGCACCACAGCCGCUCCUGUGCCCGGCUGGUCAGAGCCAUUAAACUUCUGUAUGGGGACAGUGUGGACUCCCUGCGUGAGAGCAGCCACAUCAGUAAUGUGGCUCUGAGGGGCAAGAAACAGAAAGAGUGCUCAGAUAAAUCUUGCCUGCGGACACCUUCCCUGAAGAAGAGAGUUUCAGAUGUCAACCUGGAAGGGAAAAAGGACUCUGGAAUGCUGAAGUACAUCAGGCUUCAGGUGAUGAGUUUGUCACCAGCUCCCUUGUCUCUGCUCAUCAAGGCAGCUCCAAUUCUGACAGAGGAGAUGUAUGGAGACAUCCAGCCGGCUGCCUGGGAGCUGCUUCUCAGUAUGGAUGAGCACAUGGCUGGGGCAGCAGCCGCCAUGUUCCUGUUGUGUGCCGUGAAAGUCCCUGAUGCUGUGUCGGACAUGUUGAUGUCCGAGUUCCACCAUGCGGAGACUGUCCAAAGGCUGAAUGCGGUCCUCAAGUUCCACACGCUCUGGAGGUUCCGCUAUCAGGUCUGGCCCCGGAUGGAGGAGGGGGCGCAGCAGAUCUUUAAGAUCCCGCCACCCAGUAUAAACUUCACCCUGCCCUCACCUGUACUUGGAAUGCCAUCUGUCCCAAUGUUUGACCCUCCGUGGGUCCCUCAGUGCAGCGGGAGUGUACAGGACCCCAUUAAUGAAGACCAGUCUAAAUCCUUCUCUGCCCGGGCAGUGUCCCGCUCCCAUCAGAGGGCAGAGCACAUCUUAAAGAACUUGCAGCAGGAGGAAGAAAAGAAACGCCUUGGUCGGGAGGCGAGCCUCAUCACCGCCAUCCCCAUCACCCAGGAGGCUUGCUAUGAGCCUACCUGCACACCCAACUCAGAGCCUGAGGAAGAAGUAGAAGAAGUCGCCAAUCUGACAUCCCGACGGCUGUCCGUGAGUCCAUCCUGCACCUCCAGCACCUCGCACAGGAAUUAUUCCUUCCGCAGAGGGUCAGUCUGGUCCGUACGUUCAGCAGUCAGUGCUGAAGAUGAGGAACACGCCACUGAACACACGCCAAACCACCAUGUGCCUCAGCCUCCGCAGGCAGUGUUCCCAGCAUGCAUCUGUGCGGCAGUUCUUCCCAUUGUUCAUUUAAUGGAGGAUGGCGAGGUGCGGGAAGAUGGCGUGGCAGUCAGUGCUGUGGCCCAGCAAGUCUUGUGGAACUGUCUCAUUGAAGAUCCAUCAACAGUUCUUCGACAUUUUCUGGAAAAACUGACCAUCAGCAAUAGACAAGAUGAGCUAAUGUACAUGCUGCGUAAACUGCUCUUAAAUAUUGGAGACUUCCCAGCUCAAACGUCACACAUCCUGUUCAACUACCUGGUGGGACUCAUCAUGUACUUUGUGAGGACCCCGUGUGAGUGGGGGAUGGAUGCGAUCUCUGCCACUCUGACCUUCCUGUGGGAGGUGGUCGGGUAUGUGGAGGGGCUCUUCUUCAAGGAUCUCAAGCAGACGAUGAAGAAGGAGCAGUGUGAAGUGAAGCUGCUGGUCACUGCCUCCAUGCCAGGUACCAAAACCUUGGUAGUUCAUGGGCAGAAUGAAUGUGAUAUCCCGACACAGCUGCCAGUCCACGAAGACACUCAAUUCGAAGCCCUGCUGAAGGAGUGUCUGGAGUUUUUCAACAUCCCAGAGUCCCAGUCAACACAUUAUUUUCUCAUGGAUAAACGGUGGAACCUCAUCCACUACAACAAGACCUAUGUUCGAGAUAUUUAUCCCUUCCGGAGGUCCGUCUCUCCACAGCUGAACCUCGUACAUAUGCAUCCGGAAAAGGGGCAGGAGCUCAUUCAGAAGCAGGUGUUCACCCGGAAGCUGGAGGAAGUAGGGCGCGUUUUGUUCCUCAUCUCCCUAACUCAGAAGAUCCCCACAGCCCACAAGCAGUCACAUGUCUCCAUGCUCCAGGAGGACCUUCUUCGGCUGCCCUCCUUCCCUCGGAGUGCAAUAGAUGCUGAGUUUUCUCUCUUCAGUGACCCACAAGCUGGGAAGGAACUGUUUGGCCUUGACACGCUUCAGAAAAGCUUGUGGAUCCAGCUCCUGGAGGAGAUGUUCCUGGGCAUGCCAAGCGAGUUUCCCUGGGGAGACGAAAUCAUGCUUUUUCUCAAUGUGUUCAAUGGGGCUCUGAUUCUCCACCCAGAAGACAGCGCCCUACUCAGGCAGUACGCCGCCACUGUCAUCAACACAGCUGUCCACUUCAACCACCUAUUCUCUCUCAGUGGCUACCAGUGGAUUCUCCCCACCAUGCUGCAGGUAUACUCAGACUACGAAAGCAACCCCCAGCUGCGCCGAGCCAUCGAAUUUGCCUGCCACCAGUUCUACAUUCUACACCGGAAGCCCUUCGUGCUCCAGCUGUUUGCCAGUGUGGCCCCUCUCCUGGAGUUCCCGGAUGCUACCAAUACUGGGUCCAGCAGCAAAGGUGUGUCUGCUCAGUGCCUGUUUGACUUGCUACAGUCUCUGGAAGGAGAAACCACUGAUAUAUUGGACAUUCUGGAGCUGGUUAAAGCUGAGAAGCCCCUUAAGUCACUGGAUUUCUGCUAUGGAAGUGAAGACCUGACCUUCUCCAUCAGUGAAGCCAUCAAGCUCUGUGUCACUGUGGUGGCUCAUGCCCCGGAGUCCUUCAGAAGCCUUCAGAUGCUGAUGGUCUUGGAGGCCUUAGUUCCAUGCUACCUACAGAAGAUGAAGAGGCAGACGUCACAGGUAGAGACCGUGCCUGCUGCCCGGGAGGAGAUUGCUGCCACAGCUGCUCUGGCCACAUCCCUGCAAGCACUUUUGUACAGUGUGGAGGUCCUCACCAGGCCCAUGACAGCACCACAGAUGAGUAGGAGUGAUCAAGGGCACAAGGGAACCACCACAGCCAACCACACCAUGUCGUCUGGAGUUAACACCAGGUACCCAGAGCAAGGAGCCAAGCUGCACUUUAUCAGGGAAAACCUCCAUUUACUAGAGGAAGGGCAAGGCCUUCCCAGAGAAGAAUUAGAUGAACGAAUUAGUCGAGAAGAAUUCAGAAGACCCCGGGAAUCUCUGCUGAACAUUUGCACAGAGUUCUAUAAGCAUUGUGGGCCAAGGCUGAAGAUCCUUCAAAACCUUGCUGGGGAACCACGGGUCACUGCCCUGGAGCUGUUGGAUGUGAAGUCCCACAUGAGGCUGGCAGAAAUUGCACACUCCCUUCUGAAGCUGGCACCAUAUGACACCCAGACAAUGGAGAGCCGAGGCCUUCGACGCUACAUCAUGGAGAUGCUUCCCAUUACUGACUGGUCAGCAGAGGCUGUGAGGCCAGCUCUUAUCCUCAUUCUGAAGAGACUGGAUAGAAUGUUCAACAAAAUCCACAAGAUGCCCACCUUGAGGCGACAGGUUGAAUGGGAGCCUGCCAGCAGUUUGAUUGAAGGGGUUUGUUUGACACUUCAGAGGCAGCCAAUCAUAUCCUUCCUGCCUCACCUUAGGUCACUGAUCAAUGUCUGUGUCAAUCUGGUGAUGGGAGUGGUAGGACCUUCCAGUGUUGCUGAUGGAUUACCCCUUCUUCAUCUCAGCCCUUAUCUCUCACCACCUCUGCCCUUCAGCACAGCUGUUGUCCGGCUUGUAGCAUUGCAGAUACAGGCUUUAAAAGAAGAUUUUCCUUUAAGCCAUGUGAUCUCCCCAUUCACCAAUCAAGAGCGAAGGGAGGGGAUGCUUUUAAAUCUGCUCAUCCCAUUUGUGCUCACAGUAGGAUCUGGAAGCAAAGAUAGCCCGUGGCUGGAGCAGCCUGAGGUACAGCUUCUGCUGCAGACUGUCAUUAAUGUGCUCCUGCCCCCUCGGAUCAUCAGCACGUCCAGGAGCAAGAACUUCAUGCUGGAGAGCUCUCCCGCUCACUGCUCUACCCCCGGGGACGCAGGCAAAGACUUACGCAAGGAAGGGCUGGCUGAAUCCACCAGCCAGGCAGCUUAUUUGGCUCUCAAGGUUAUUCUCGUCUGCUUCGAGAGGCAGCUGGGAAGUCAGUGGUACUGGCUGAGCCUGCAGGUGAAGGAGAUGGCUCUGAGGAAAGUGGGUGGCCUGGCCCUGUGGGACUUCCUGGACUUCAUCGUGCGCACCCGGAUACCCAUCUUCGUUCUCUUGCGCCCUUUCAUCCAAUGCAAGUUACUGGCCCAGCCAGCAGAAAAUCAUGAAGAGCUUUCUGCCCGACAACACAUCUCCGACCAGCUGGAACGGCGCUUCAUUCCCCGCCCUUUGUGCAAGAGCUCGCUCAUUGCGGAGUUCAACAGUGAACUGAAAAUUCUGAAAGAGGCAGUCCACAGUGGAUCAGCCUACCAAGGAAAGACAUCCAUCAGCACUGUAGGCACAUCCACCUCUGCCUACCGCCUGAGCCUGGCCACCAUGUCUCGCUCCAACACAGGCACAGGCACUGUCUGGGAGCAGGACAGCGAACCGUCCCAACAGGCUUCACAAGACACCCUCAGUCGGACGGACGAGGAGGAUGAGGAAAAUGACUCUGUCAGCAUGCCCAGUGUGGUAAGUGAACAGGAAGCUUGUCUCCUGAGCACCAUUGGAAGGAGGCGGUUCUCCAGCCACGUCUCCAGCACGUCUGCACCUCAGGCUGAGGUGGGCAUGCUACCCAGCCAAAGUGAACCUAAUGUCCUCGAGGACCCCCAGGGCCUGGCCGCCGAGGGCAGCCUCUCUAGGGUGGCAAGUAUACAGAGUGAACCUGGCCAGCAGAACGUCCUCCUGCAGCAGCCACUGGGGAGGAAGAGGGGCCUGAGGCAGCUAAGACGCCCUCUCCUGUCAAGGCAGAAGACUCAAACUGAACCCAGAAACCGUCAUGGAGCCCGAUUGUCCACCACUCGCAGGAGCAUUCAACCUAAAACAAAGCCAUCUGUUGAUCAGAAGCGAUCUGUGACAUUCAUUGAGGCUCAGCCAGAGCCAACAGCUGCCCCAACAGAUAUGCUUCCUGCCACCGGCCAACCACAGAGCUGCGGCCCAGGCCGGGCUAGGAAGCCAGAAGGAACAGAGAAGCCAGUGCUCACAUCCUCUCCUGCCAUUGUCAUUGCAGAUCUUCAUAGCCUGUCUCCCAAGCAGAGUGAGCCCCUUCUUGCUGAAGAAGGAGAACAAAAGGAGGACACGGAAGUACAAGGUGCUGUAGCACACAGCCCCCUCUCUACUCAACUGUCAGACCCGGAUGACUUCACUGGCCUUGAAACCUCCAGCCUCUUGCAGCAUGGAGACACUGUCCUUCAUAUCAGUGAAGAAAAUGGCAUGGAGAAUCCCCUGCUGUCCAGCCAGUUCCCUUUCACUCCUCCUGAGCUAGUGGAGACAGACUCAGCACUAGAUGAGUCCCAUGUUUAGUUCUAUAUUGCAGGAGCUCUGCGCUCGACAGAAGACUGCUGACAAGAGAACGCUUCUGAUGAAAAUUAUUACAUCUAAAACAGCACUUUAUAGUACGUGAGUGGCAUUAAGUCUGAGUGCAUUUUACCGCCAAAACUCCUAAUGUUUCAGAAACAUCUUAAAAACCAAUAGCUAAAAGUCUUUAGUUGUACGAAGACCAUAGCAGGGAAGAACAAUGGGAAGUGCUGUCUCGCUGCACACUGUGUAUAGCUUGUGUAUAGCUUGCUUUGAGCAGCUAGGAACCUAUACUAUUACAGACAGUUGAGAAUAUUAACGUUACUGCCCUCAUAAUUCUAAAAGGGAAUACACGCUCUUAAGAUACUCACAUUAUACAUCUCACGACAGUGUUUAUUUUUGUAGUUUCAAAGUUUUACAUUAAGUGGCUUUAUGCACAGAAAUUUAUAUAGAAACAAUCAGAAAGAAAAAUGAUUAGAUUAGAGGAACUAAACUAUAAACCCCGCAGCCAUUUUUGUUUGGGUCAAUAAUAUAGCUGGUUAUUUUAAAAAACAAACAAACGAACUAUUUUUAGAGAUGUGGACUUUUAAAAAUUUAUUUUUAACUGUCCUUUUCACUAUAUCCUAUAAGUCAAAAUUCUGAUGCUGCAUCUCAUUCCAUUUCAUAUCUACUGUAUUAGACAGAGAAUAUUCUAGAAUCUCAGAUAUGAUUCUGAAUUAAUAACAUAGACAGCUACAUAAUUAUAAAAAGCUAAAUGUAAAUAGCAUUGCUUGAAAGAGAUGGCAUUCCUACUUCUAUCCCUGACGACGUCAACGUUCAGAUUAGGCCCUGUUGGGAAAGAGGAUUGCUUUCCUUCACAGUCCUUGUGCCUGCCCCUGAGGGCAUAUUUUCAUACAUUAAAGUUAAGUUGUUAGAACUAGAUCAGAAAAUAACUUUUCCUCAGUUGUCAAAUAUUCUAUGAUCCUUAGGAGAUCUCAGUUAAUGAGGGAAAGUCAGAGUAAUCAAUUUCUUUAUAGACUCAGACAGCUUGUAUAUAUUACAAAUAGGGCUUUAACUUGAAGUGCAGUUACUUCAAAAAAUAAAUAAAAUAAAAUUUGAAAGGCUUGUCAGGCCAGUACUUAGUGGAUUAUUGAAGGGCUUGGGCAUCAUACAGUUCAUAAAUGGUUUUCAAAGGUUUAGCAGUUUAUGUCAGAGAAAUGUAACUACUAAACAUUGAAAGAUCUCAUAACAUACCUGCAUUAUUGGUGUGUGUGUGUGUGUGUGUGUGUGUGUGUGUGUGUGUGUGUGUAUGUGUUAGUCUUCAAAUAGAAGUUAAACAGAGAUUUUUGAUUAUGUUGAGAUGAGUUUAAAAUAUAUUCUAUAUGCUUAAAUGUUCACUAUGUUGGCUAUGAAAUGUAUACUAUAAAGAAGAUACCUAUAAACCCAUACAAAUCAUAAAGGAAAUGAUUAUUAUGUUAGAAUUAUUUAUUAAAUAAGCACAGUGACUUAUAAAAUCAAAUGUAUUUUGGGGCUAUGAUCCCAUUCCCCAUGAGAAUGGAAGUUAAUCUAUUAAGUUAACUAGAAUAAAACUUAAAAUCCCCCAGGUCAGAAAAUCAGGGCAGUACCACCUUCUUGGCCUUUUGGCUGAGAACGAGUGUGGGAAAUCCAGGAGACAGACAAACCUUUUGUGUCAUACCACCUUCACAUCCUUUUUACUUAAUGCUCAAUUUGUUUCUAAGUGCAGAAGUAGAUAUGUAAGUGGCUUUCUGGUUCUAAGCUGACAUAUUUUGCCUGUUACAAACUAUGCUGCUCAAUUAGCAUUAGAGGCCUUAUGUUUGGUAAUUACAAGUGUCUGAGUUAUGUGCGUCUAUGUGUCUGUGCUUUGUUCUCUCUUUUGGAUUCGUGACUCAAAAUCUCUAUGAUGUCAGAUAUUUAAGAAGUAUAGAGGUCAAAGAAUUGUUAAAUACUCAAUAAUAACCCUAAAUACCUUUAUAUAUUUUAAAUGUGUUGGGCUGUUUGCGAAAUGAUUUUACUGGUCUGUCUGCCUUUUAACCUGACUCCUUCACUGUCAGGUAUGGAAAUCUGUUAUUAACUUUUUCAAUAAGCUAAGUAAUGUUUUAUUUUAGAAAAAAUGAUGUGUCCACUCUGAGAACUGGGGACUUACAGAGUGGGAAUGCUCUCAUCUUGGGACUUUUGAGAUUUCUCAUCUAUUCCAUUUAAUGUGUCCUUAAAUGUGUUGAAUGUAAUGUGUUGAAUGUUUAUGUGUAGUAACUAAAUUAUAUGUAUGUGCAUAAGACUGUCACAAGAUGUAUUCUCAGGAAUACUGUUACCUGGAGUUUGAAGGAAUAACUUAAAGAAAACAGUUAAGAUAAAAGUUCAAGUUAAUUGACAAACUUUUGUAAUAUUCAAAAUGUGACUAAGAACUAAUUAUCACUUUUGAUCAAUUUAUUAGUAAAAUUAGAUCAUAUCCUAAUCUGUGAUGCUAAAUAAUAAUCUCAUUCAGAGGAAAGAUAUAACAGGCACUCACUUUCCAGGUAUUAAAAAUUACAUCCAAAUUAAAAUUGCUUCUUUGGAAAGUAACUUUAUAGAGAAUCCUUGGAGUAAAAAUACAUCGUCCACGAUAGUGGGUACCCAUGUGUACUAUUCAGAUUAAAGCAGUUUAAAUCCUGGAUACAGAAUUUUCUAGAACAAACAUUUUACUUUCAUUUGCAGCAUUCAGUGUUUUCUAUAAUUCUAUUAAAUCAUUUGAUUCUUCUGACAAGAGAAGUGUGUUACUGAGUGCCUUGGAACAAGCCACUGAGAACAACAGUGUCCACGGGCACAACUGGGCACAUGGCAGUGCUGGAGGCAUCCGUUGGUUUUCUGCUUCGAGCCUCCAAGAGUAACUUAAGACAGGAUGGCGUCUCUCUUUUAGCAUCUGUUCUUUCAAUCAGUGAAGAACUUUCUCCACUUCGCUGCCCACCUCCUAGAGUUUCCGAGGAAAUAAUAGUGUAUGAAUAGAGGUCCAUAAGGAAGAAAGGGUCAUGAAUGAGUAGAAUUAUAGAACAAACCAUGAACUAAUUUCCUUCCUUGAGUUGCACAGGACACCUUACCAGAGAACUCUCCAGAAUGUGCUGCUGUCACAUAGAGUCCCACUUUUGCUCUGUGACCUCACACUACCAAUCCAUGGCCUUGUGUCUCAGCAGUGAGUAAACUGUCCCACUUCCUCACUUACUUUCGUGGGUCUCAACUGCAGCAUUUCAGAAGCAAACUUUGAUUUGACACUCAGGAGAAUAAAAACAAGUAGAGGGCAGAAUGUAUUUGGAAAAGUUUAUGAUAAAUUUAUUUAUAUUAUUUAAGGAUCAUUUAGGAUCACAAAUCUACGUACCUCCAUGAUAUUUUUAAUAGUCACUGUGACCAUGGGAUUAAAGUCCUUUAUUAGCCAUUUUGUAGGUAAAAUACAGCCAACUUCCUUCAGAUGACUAUAAAGUCUGUUAUGAAUACUGAAUGACCAAAGAGCAUGGAAAAAUGCAUCUGAAUAAAUACUGAGAUGUUUAUGAAAGAUAUUUAUGAAAGCUGAUGAUUUGUGUUUGAAUAUGCACAUAUAAUAAAGUAAAUCUAAAAUUA